Anoplopoma fimbria (sablefish) is the source of this 627-nucleotide messenger RNA. Its product is annotated as ornithine decarboxylase-like. Gene Ontology annotation, molecular function: ornithine decarboxylase activity. Bases 1 to 627 code for a protein of 208 amino acids. The transcript is spliced from 6 exons. Gene Ontology annotation, cellular component: cytoplasm. NCBI's taxonomy places the organism in Eukaryota, Metazoa, Chordata, Actinopteri, Perciformes, Anoplopomatidae. The record is from RefSeq and is a predicted model, not a curated record.
AUGUUUAAGCAGAUCGACACGGGAUCUUCCUGUGCAACCAACAUCACCGACUGGUCAGUUGCCAGCCUUCAGCGUGCCCUCAAAGAGAGGAUUAUCCCAUUCCACCGGACCGACAACAAACACAGGCCUUCCUACUACAGCACAUCCUGCUCGCAGCCCGCUGAUGAUCUCACGACGCAGCACAAUACAGAGGCACAGCCAACCGCUCCAGCCUUCGUACAGGGCCAGGAGGGCGGGGAAGGCCAGGGCAUUGAAGAGCCAUUCUAUGUGGCAAAUCUGGAUAGUAUAUUUGAAAUGAACCUCAGGUGGCGUACCAACUUACCUCGAGUCAGGCCUUUCUAUGCAGUGAAGUGCAACAACGAUGCAGCGGUUUUGAGGAUGAUGAGUGCUCUAGACAUAGGUUUCGACUGUGCUAGCAAGGGUGAGAUCCAGCUGGUGCUGUCCCUCGGAGUGACCCCUGAUAAAAUCAUUUACGCACACACAACCAAACCAGUGUCGCACAUCAAAUAUGCCUGUACGCAUGGAGUCGAUACGAUGACUUUUGAUAACUUGGAUGAACUCCUAAAAAUAUCUCUUUGUCAUGCCAAAGCCAAAUUGGUACUCCGCAUCGCAGUGGAUCCAAGUUAA